This is a messenger RNA of Pungitius pungitius (ninespine stickleback), 5491 nucleotides long. Its product is annotated as protein FAM184A-like. Lineage: Eukaryota; Metazoa; Chordata; Actinopteri; Perciformes; Gasterosteidae. The record is from RefSeq and is a predicted model, not a curated record. The transcript has 23 exons. The coding region runs from base 224 to 3373 and encodes 1049 amino acids.
UCUCAUCACCCCGAUUGCUCGCUCCCGCUCGCGGAUGCCCGCGCCGCUUGUCCCCCGCUCCUCGUCUCUCACGCGGUCUCGGGAAUAACCCCCCCCCAAAAAACAAAAAAAACGGAGGAUUAACUAAUGGGAGCAUUUAACGCGUAGCGGCCGCCGCUCCAUCGACAUCCAGAGCGUCGCGUUUGGCUUCUUUUUUUUUUUUUACCCCCCCCCCCCCUGAAAGAUGGCGACGGGGGCAGGCUGGCUGCCUCCGUACGGCGGCACCGCGGGCAGCAACGCCAAGUACAACGCUGCCCCGUCCCCGCCGUCCGGCAUGUUCUACGACGGCAGUGUGACGCUGGACUACACGCAGGACCUGCACCUGAAGAUGAGCAAGAAGAUAGCGCAGCUCACCAAGGUCAUCUACGCCCUCAACACCAAGAACGACGAACACGAGGAGGAGAUUGAGUCCCUGAGAGACGCCCACGAGGACGAGGUGCAGCACAUUGUCACCGAAACCAGAGACAAGAUCAUGCAGUACAAGAGUAAGAUGGUGGACGAGGCGGAGCUGAGGCGGCGGCUGGCCACCCUGGAAGAAUCGGUGGAGCUUCACGAACACAUGAAGAGACAGGCUUUAGCGGAGUUUGAGAUGUACAGGCAGAGGAUGGAGGACUCACAGCUCUGCACCGAGGCCCAGCACACACAGAGAGUGGUUUCUAUGAGCAGAGAGGUGGAGGAGAUGCGUCGGGAUUUUGAGGAGAAGCUGCGGGCGUUCAGCCAGACUCAGGCCCAGUUUGAGGCGGAUAAGCGGCGAGCGCUGGAGGAGCUGAGGGCCGCCCACCGCCUGGAGGUGGAGGAACUCCUCAACAACCAGCAGAACCAGAGCGCCACCUCCACCGAGGACCAGGAGAAGCUGGCCGAGCUCCAUAGACAAGAGGUGGAGUCUUUGAUGGAGAGGGUGGAGGAGAUAACCAGGGACAAGGUGCGUCUGAUGGAGGAGUACGAAGCCAAGCUGGGCAAAGCUCAGGAGUAUUACGAGCGGGAGCUGGAGGCCAUGAGGAGAACCCACCAGCUCACCACGGAGAACCUGCUGGCCUGGAAACGGACCGAGGUCGAGCUCCGCAAGGAGUUCCAGGCCCAGGAGGCGGCGCUGCAGCGCUCGCUGUCCAAGCUGAGGAGCGAGCUCCAGAAAGCGCACGAGGAGGCGCGAGAGAACCGAGACAAAACCAACCGGCUGCAGACCUCGCUGGCCAACGCGGAGGGAACCAUCAAGAACCUGCACAAGCAGCUGGAGGAGGCCAUCCAGGACGGAGAAAUCUGGGUGAUGCAGCUGAAGGACACCGAGUACGAGCUGGACGGCAGCAGGGAACGAGUCCAGCAGCAGGCCACUGAGAUCCUCCACAAAGCCAGUCAGAUCGGCUCCCUGCAGGCCACCCAGAUGUCCCACGAGGCGACCAUCAGGAACCUGGACCAGGAGCAGAGCCGGCUGAAGGACAAGCUCGGCCGGCUGGAGGAGGAGAGGGAGGCUCUGCUCAACCAGAGCCAGGCCUCCGGCGAGCAGCACAGGCAGCAAGUGCUGAAACUGGAACAGUCGCUGCGCGAGGAGCACCAGGGUUACGAGAAGGAGCUGUGCCGGCUGAGAGCGCACUACGAGGAGGAGAUGCACCGCUUCAAGGAGGCGCAGGUCCGAGCGCUGGAGGAGUUGGAGGGGAAGCACCAGGCCAUGAGGGAGGAGGCCCAGCAGGAGAAGGAGGACGAGAAGAAACUCCUCGUGGCGAAACUGAGUCAGGAGUUCGAGAUCAAGCGCCUGUCUUUGGAGGAGCAGCGAGACCGCCUCCAGCAGCACCUCGACAACCUGAAGGAGGAGCUCUCGGCCAAGCUCAACAUGGCCAACCAGGAGGUGUCCCACCUGCAGGAGGUGGUGAGGGAGGGCGAGCAGAGCCUGAGCUCGGCUCAGACGCAGAUCGGCUGCCUGCGGGAAACGCAGGAGAAGCUCAAGGUGGAGCUGGACGCGACCCGAGGCCGCGUGCGAGAGACCAGCAACCUGCUGACUGACCUGCAGGAGGAGAUCGAGACCCAGAGACAGCAGCAUGACGCCAGAGUGAUGUCCAUCAGAACCGAGGAGAAACAGAAGGUGGACAAGAUGGCCGAUGACCUGGACCACAAAUGGAGAGAGGCACUGCGGGAGGAGGUGCGCUUGCUGAAGGAGGAGCUGACGGAGGAGUACGAAGCGGACAAGCAGGCGGCGCUGACGCAGGUCUCCCAGCAGAAGGAGCUGGAGAUGAUGGCGGCCCGGGAGGGCUGGCAGAGGAAGGUGGAGGACCUGCUGGAACAGAUCUCUCUGUUGAAGCAGUCCCUGGAGCUGCAGUUGUCUCAGUCCAAGUCGGCUCUGCAGCAGCUGCAGUCUCAGUUCAACCAGGAGAGGGAGCUGCUGAGCCAACAGCUGAAAGAGCUGCAGAGGGAGCAUCAGCGGCGAGAGCACCGGUUGCAGGAGGCUCACUGCUGUGCUCUGAGCACCAUGGAGGAGGCCAGGCAGCACCAGAUAAGGGCCCUGGAGGAGCGUCUGAAGCAGGAGCAGAGGGAGGAGGUGCACGCUCUGAAGGAGGCUCACAGGAGGACCUUUGACAUCCUGAGACAGCAGUCCGACCAGGAGCUGCAGACGCUGCGAUUCGAGCUGGAGGACGAGGGGAAAGCCAAGCUGGCGUCUCUCCGUGCAGAGCUGAACCACCUGCAUGCUGCAUCCAUAGAGCACCUGAAGCAGCUCCACCACAAAGACAGCCACUCCGUCAAACGGGACCUGGAGAAGGCGAUGGAGCACAGCCGCCAGCAGGAGCAGGAGCUCCUCGCUCGCAUCUCAGACCUGCAAGCCGAGCUGUGUUCCCGUAGCAACCGCAUCACCGACCUGGACCACGAGAUCCACUCGCUGAACGAGACCAUCGACACCCUGACCAGAGAGCUGGAGAUAAAGGGCAAGGAGGUGCUGCGGGUUCGCGGCGAAGCGAACCAUCAGAUAAGGGCCCACGAGCAAGACCUUUCAAAGAGACACGAUAGGGAUCUGGGGGAAAUAAGUAUAGUCCACCACAGAGAAAUACAAAUCCUGCUGGGGGACUUCAACAAGGCCCAAGAGGUCCUCAAAGACAAGAUCAGCGCUCUGCAGAUACUGCUGGAGGGGACGGAGGAGAAGCUCAGACACAGGGAAAGCCGGCCAGAAGACCUGCACGUCAUCGCAGAGCUCAGGGAGAUGGUCACCGAGAGAGAAGCUCUGGUGAAGAAGCUGGUGGACGACAAGAAGUUCUACCAGCUGGAGUUGGUCAACAGAGAGACGGGCUUCAGCAAGGUCUUCAACUCCAGUGCCAACGUUGGCGUGAUCAACCCUCUCAUCAAGCCGUCCUGAGGCCGGCGCCACCACGCCGUCGGAGCCGCGAGCGGGGAAGGCGGGAAAGAGUAGAGAACAAGUCCUAAAAGAAGAGGAGCUGUACGCCCAGUACUUCACUUUCUGACCGGCCCCAAAAGAAACAACAACAACAACGUGUCCCAAAUACAACAACAACAACAACAAAAAGAACGAGGUAACGGCACAGGGAGCUAAAGUUCUCUUCUGAGAGACAUUCGGAGCGACAUCAAACAUCCGCACGCGGUGAAGUGUGCAUGGCAGCGGGAUACGGACGCUUUUCCAUUACAACGUGACGUUUGCAUGAGCUCCAAAGCAGCGACAUUUCAUCCUUAAAGAGCCUUCACCGCCCAGGAUUUUUCAAGUCCUUAAAGGGAAAACGUAGUGGACGUCCCCUUGCAGCCGUUCUGUAGUUCCCUCUGAAGACUACAGGAGUGGUUUCCACACAGGAGGGGGUUGGGGGGGUUAAAUCGAUAUCGGGGGUUAAAUCGGGGGUUAAAUCACUGGUAAAACUCCUGAAAAGAGACAACAUCAAGAAGAAGGCUGUAUUAUUUUUUCAUAGCAGUCAUCGAGGUGAUUUCUAAAAAAAUGUUAAAAUGCUUUGUCCGAAGUUAUAGGAGAGCAUUGCUGAUCUGAAUAUUUGAUGUGUCUUACAAGCUGUGACCUGACUGCAGGUGCUUUGAACGUGUUUUUCUGCCUCGACGCUCGCCUUCGGUCGCGCACGACGACCCACAGAAGACGGCACCGAAAACCCAUUCAAAAAACACUGACUUUAGCUCGCUGAAACCCGAGAACGACCCGAGGGGCGCUUGAUUUGCAUUCCCUCACACGCCGACAGGCCCAGGAGGGCAAAACAUCACGGGGGGGGGGGGAGCCAAAUCAAGCGCCCCUUUUUAUAUCCCCGUGACGCUGCCGUCACUCACCCGAAAUCCUCACGUUUUUUCUGCGUAUUUUGUUUUGUUUUUGUCUUUUUUUUUUUUUUUUUUUUUUGUUUGUUCUUGACUAAAAGUUUGCGUCGUUUCCAGGACCCGGAGGUCCGCUCAGCCACGAUGUGAAGUGUACAAUCUGCAUGUGAGCCGCCUGAAAGAGGCCUCGUCUGUCACUCCUGGAAGCCCCCCCCCCACCCCUAUGACGUGAUGCACAUUCAGUAGUUAAUCAUGUAAAUAUUGAUCUGUAAGAUAUAUACGGACGCCGCUGCGGUCGGUUCAUUCCUCGACGCACACUGUGAAGAAGAUAUUUAUUCAAGUGACGAUGUUGAUAUACUGACAUUUACGCUUCGACAUCUGCAUCAGACCACGUAGAUGUUGCUUCUCUCUUAUUGAUGCUUUUUUUCACAUCACAUUCUGACUUCCACUGGUUUUCAUCAAAAAAUCCACUGAAGUAGGCCGACGAGGGACGAUGCUUCACAGCUAAUGUGAAGCUAAUCUGGUUAAGAGAAAAUAUUAUAGAUGAAAACAGGAAACUGACAAAAGGACGAUUACAAAUCCCAUCGGCACCACGGACAGCGGCGAGGCAGAAGACACUGACUCCGCUGCCUUGACACGUCAAAUUUAGAAAAACAAUACUUUGAACCACUUUAGAAUGUAAUUUGGGAUCCACUGAUAUGUCAGAAAAGAGCUUCCGAACCGCUCCUCAAUGGUUCUCCAUGGUGAGCUUGUUCAUUUCAACAAAUAAAACGCUGUAAUGAAAUAGAAAAUAGACGUUCACACGUCUGUAGUUGCUGAUUUGAUGCUUUUGUUUCUUACUGGACCGUUGUUUUAGGUUAAAGUCGUUUACUGUGGUCAUCAGCAGAACUGCAGCUGUUCACAUGUCACGUGACCUUUGACCCAGGAGGUUCAAGUCUUUUUUAAACGUUGCAACCUUUGAAAAUAAAUGGCGUAUGUUUUUUUAAAUACUGGCAUCAGCUGACCUUCACUGAACCGCUGAAAUUGUCUUUAUAAUGGUAUUUUGUUUUUUUUAAUGUGAAAGUAAUUUGAUGUUACCUUUGGGACUUUUCAUUUAACGCCUGUCUUGUCAUUUAUGACGCACAAAUAUAUAACAAUUAUAGCAACAACAAUAUUUAUAUUUAUAUAAUUUAUGUUGUAUGUCAUGGAACAGUAAAAUAAUGAUUGUGAGAUCAAA